Molecule: messenger RNA, 1258 nt
Organism: Amblyraja radiata (thorny skate)
Lineage: Eukaryota; Metazoa; Chordata; Chondrichthyes; Rajiformes; Rajidae
Exons: 8
Source: RefSeq, a predicted model, not a curated record
CCUGUUUCCACACUGUAUCACUCUGUGACUAUGUGACAUACUGAGUCUGCGCACUCUUCUGGGGAAGUGGAGGGGUAGAUGUGCUUUCUUCAUCAUUGUGUCUUUCUGUUGCAGGUUUGUGAAGGUCCACAUGUGCCAUGCCCGUCCCGGCCAGACUGAGCUGGACGACCCCUCCAUUGAGGCCGUAGCGGUGACCCGCGCCACGCACGGGGGAGGUGACUCCGUCCACGACGCCAGCCCCUUCUGGCCCACGCCAACUGCGGGCAAAAUGAGAAGGCUCGUUGCCCGACCUCCACCGUGGCAGAAAGGUCGCCCCGAUGACACGAAGCCCAAGGGCAGGAGGUCGCGAUCAGGCAGAAACACCAGGCACGGUGCCAGCGGCAGUCGGCACGCACCCGCCAUGGUGGCGUGCGAAGGUGGUCGCCGCGGGCAGGAGGGCGAGCGGGUGCGGCUGGCGAGGCUGCCGUUGGCGGCGGCUGACCCGGGCGGCGGGAGACCCUGGAGGGCCGAGAUCUUCAUCGGAGAGCAGCAGGAGCGAUGGCGAUGUCUGAAAGACCGUCUCGAACUGAAGACCGACGAGGAAAUGGCCAAAGUCCUACUGGAUGUGUUUAUAGAAAAUCAAAUGGAUCUGCCCGGGCCAAGCUGUACCUUCCUAGAAGACGGUGCGGAUGAGAGAACAGAUUUCAUUUGCGAUUCAGUCCCAGAGCAAGACGACUUAGACAGCUACACGUCUCAGUCGCUGUCAGCAGGAUCCGAAUCGACCAUCACCCUCUCUCACCCCAGCAGCAUGGAUAGCUUUGAGGAUGAGGCCGAGGCUGAGUUGUUCAGUGGCACGGACGCCCAGUACGGGGGCAACACGAGGCACAGGAGGCCCAGGACGCUGGCGUUGAUCAACCACGAGGGCCGACGGGCCACGCCGGAGGGAUGGGAGCUGGGCGGCGGGAACUGCAAGCUCGAGCCCUGUGGGUGGAGCAGCAGAGGGUCCGAUCCAAAGCACAAGGAGACCGAGUCCAUGAGCUCAUCGAGGAUACUCCACAAAGGGCUGGAGAGGCAGUCGUCGUCCGAUCGGGAAAUCAUUGCGGUCUGCAUCGGAGAUGAAAGUGUCCUGACCAUCAAAGAAGAGCAAGAGGACUGGUUCGGACUGCCGUCUCCAGCAGCAUCUGCCUUCUCUGGGACCACGGUCACACUGUCUCAUCCCAGCAGGUGGGUGAUGGUAACGGGCGCGCUGGGUGGGCACGUACUUGUGAUGGGUGUCAGG